Conger conger (European conger) is the source of this 2167-nucleotide messenger RNA. RefSeq names its product cholinergic receptor, nicotinic, gamma (gene chrng). The record is from RefSeq and is a predicted model, not a curated record. Lineage: Eukaryota; Metazoa; Chordata; Actinopteri; Anguilliformes; Congridae. Gene Ontology annotation, biological process: signal transduction; chemical synaptic transmission; regulation of membrane potential. Gene Ontology annotation, molecular function: transmembrane signaling receptor activity; acetylcholine-gated monoatomic cation-selective channel activity. Gene Ontology annotation, cellular component: postsynaptic membrane; synapse; neuron projection. The coding region runs from base 1 to 1554 and encodes 517 amino acids. The transcript is spliced from 12 exons.
AUGGAGUCGGCCUCAUCCUUGUCCUUAGCUCUCCACUUCCUUUCUUUCAUCCUCCUCUUCAGCACAGCGGAGAGUGUUAACCUGGAGGGUCCCCUGAUGAAGGACCUGAUGCGGGGUUAUAACAAGAACAUCCGUCCAGCCAAGUGGAAUGCCAACAUCACCCAAGUGGCGCUCAAACUGACUCUUACCAACCUCAUCUCUCUGAAUGAACGAGAGGAGGCCCUCACUACCAGCGUGUGGGUUGAAAUGCAAUGGUAUGACUACCGUCUGAAGUGGGACCACAUGCCAGUGUAUGAAAAUGUUACUCUUCUGCGCAUUCCUUCCAAAUACAUCUGGCUGCCUGAUAUCAUACUAGAAAACAACAUGGAUGGAAAAUUUGAAAUCGCUCUAUACGUCAAUGCCCUCGUUGACCCCUCUGGCCAUGUGUCCUGGUUGCCCCCAGCUAUCUACCGCAGCGCCUGCUCCAUUAAAGUCAACUACUUCCCUUUCGACUGGCAGAACUGCUCAAUGGUAUUUCGCUCCCAGACCUACAACGCUAAUGAGAUUGAACUACUUCUCAUAAAGGAUGAAAAGGGUCAGAUGGUGGAGUGGAUUGAGAUUGACCCAGAGGCAUUCACAGAGAAUGGUGAAUGGGUCAUCAAACACAGACCUGCCAAGAAGAUAAUAAACAAUCGCUACAACAGGGACGAGUUGGAGUUCCAGGAGUUGGUCUUCUUCCUGAUCAUCCAGAGGAAGCCACUGUUCUACGUGAUCAACCUCAUUGUGCCCUCUGUGCUCAUCUCCUCCCUGGGCCUGCUGGUCUACUUCCUCCCUGCUAAAGCUGGUGGGCAGAAGUGUACCAUGUCAAUCGCCAUACUCCUGGCGCAAACUGUUUUCCUCUUCCUCAUUGCCAAGAAAGUUCCAGAAACAUCGCAGGCUACGCCACUUAUUGGAAAGUACUUGAUAUUUGUCAUGUCAGUGACCACCAUUGUGGUGAUGAAUUGUGUAAUUGUGCUGAAUGUCUCCCUGCGAACUCCCAACACCCACCUAAUGACAGACAAAGUCCGGAAGGUCUUCUUAAACAUCCUGCCACGGAUGCUCCACAUGCGGAUGAGACCCUGGACCCCGGCAGAUCCGCCCUCGCGACGACGCAGCUCCCUGGGCCUCAUCGCCAAGGCGGAUGAGUACUUCCUGAAGACGGCCCGCUCUGAGAUCAUGUUCAGCAAGCUCAGGGAGAGGAACGGGCUGAUGAGGGUUGUGUUGGAACAGAUUCAGAACGGUCUGCAGGGGGACACUGCACAGGAUGUGUGCGCCAGUCUUGCCCAGGCCUCUUCAGCAGUGAAGCAGUGUGUUGCUUCUUGCAAGCACAUCACUGAGAGCAUCGACCAACAGAACCGCUUCCAGAAUGAGAACGAAGAAUGGUUCUUGGUGGCACGAGUAAUCGACCGGGUCUGCUUCUUUGGCAUGGCACUCCUGUUCAUCUUGGGCACGAUUGGUAUCUUCCUCAUGGGUCAUUUCAACAAGGCCCCCUCCAUGCCUUUUCCAGACGACCCAAAGACAUACUUACCCAAGUGAAACCGCAGAAUGUUUGGCAGGGAGACGGUUACAUGUUGGAAACAGUGGUCUUUGUCUGCAUUGCUAUGCUGGCUGAAGAAGUUUGUUCACACUCCUUCAUGAAAAUCCACAAAAAAUUAGGCCAGAUUUGUUGAUUGUGACGACAUCAUUCAAUAUUAAAGACAUGAAGGUGGGAAUGUGGUCAAUGCAUAGGAUAUCUCUGUUUAAACAUAAGUGAGUUUUUAUUCCUCGUAUAAGGAUGUUGGUACUGUUGUAUUACAUCUUCUUUCGUUCCUUCUUCUAUGGUAUGCUAAACCAAAAAAAUCUGAAAUGCUUGGGAAGAAAUUCAAUGAAGGAGCUAUGUAGCAGUGUGGGAAGAUGAAGGAAUCGGACUUGCCACCAGAAGGUUGCAGGUUUAUAUUUUGGGCAGGACACCAUGGUUGUAUCCUCGCACAAGGUAUAACAUUUGAGAAAACAUCCUGCUGUUUGAAUGGAAUGUGACGAUGUGGAUUAUAUCACCAGUGUUUUAUAAGUGCUGCAAGCAAAUAAUGUCAACAGCUCGGACCGGAGAAACAUGACUACAAAAACUUGAAAGCUUCAGAAACGUACUGUACAUUAAGAAUCAUUCUGCAUU